This is a messenger RNA of Ziziphus jujuba (common jujube), 1690 nucleotides long. RefSeq lists its product as uncharacterized. The record is from RefSeq and is a predicted model, not a curated record. The coding region runs from base 124 to 1431 and encodes 435 amino acids. The transcript is spliced from 15 exons. Lineage: Eukaryota; Viridiplantae; Streptophyta; Magnoliopsida; Rosales; Rhamnaceae.
UACGAGCCCAUUUUCAUAGCUCCAAAACGUGUUGAGAUCGUCUUCUCCAUUUUGGCUGCCAAAGAAAUUUCAGGGGACGAAAGCCUGGUUCAGUUAUUGAAAAAGGAAAACUCGUUCCCUGCCAUGGAAUCACACCACGCAUCUCUCGGCCGACGAACGUUGGAAGAAAUUCGACAGAAGCGAGCCGCGGAAAGAUUAAGCAAAACCUCUUCAGGACCUGAUUUAACUGAUGUUUCAAACUCUAACGAUGUUACGGAAAUCAGAAAAUCAGCGAGCGGAAAUCGACUUCCUGAGAUAGAUUUUGGUAAUUUAGUAGCUCAGAUAAAAGCCCUAGAGAAGAAAAAUGCGGAAUUGGAGGAUCUAAACAAGAAAUUUUUUUCAAAGCUUCAAAGUAAGGAUGCUGAAAAUGAUGUUCUACAAAAGCGAUUGAAUGAUCUGGAACAAACUGUACCAUCCUUGAGAAAAGCUCUGAAGGAUGUUGCUAUGGAGAAAGAUGCAGCAGUUGUUGCACGGGAAGAUUUUUCAGCCCAGCUCCGCACACUCAAGAAACGUCUAAAAGAAGCAGAAGAAGAGCAAUACCGAGCCGAGGAAGAUGCAGCUGCCUUGAGAGCAGAACUGAAUUUGAUGCAGCAACAAUCAAUGAGUUCAUUUGGUGGAAUAGCAACUCUUGCAAAUUCACCUGAUCAAAUGCAAACAUUAGAAAAGGAGUUAGCUAGUUUAAAAUCUCAGUUGCAGCAAGAGUCACUGUUGAGGCAGCAGGAGCAACAGCGAUUAGCAGAGGAGCAAGCCCAAACUUCUACUCUCAUGUCCGAGAAGCAGGAUUUGGAAGAAAAGCUUUCAAUGAUGUCUAGAACAGUAUCAGAAAUUCCAGAGAAAGUGGCUAACAAGGCAUUUUCGGUGGAAGACAAGGAAAAACUUGAGAAGCAAUUACAUGACAUGGCUGUAGUGAUUGAGAGAUUGGAAAGUAGUAGACAAAAGCUUUUAAUAGAGAUUGAUUCCCAGUCUUCAGAGAUAGAAAGGCUCUUUGAGGAAAAUUCUAAUCUCUCAAGUUCUUAUCAGGAGGCAAUAGCCGCAGCAAAACAGUGGGAGGAUCAGGUUAAGGACUGUCUUAAGCAAAAUGAAGAGCUCCGUGGAAUUCUUGAUAAAUUGAGAACUGAACAGGCUAAGAUUUUUGUUGAACCCCACAGAGAUGGGAUUGAUGAGAGCGGUUCAUCUACAUAUCCAACAGAAGUUCUCUCCCUCAAGGGUCAACUUGCAAAAGAACAGAGCAGAGCAGAAGCAUUAUCAUCAGAGGUAUUACAGCUCUCAGCACGACUCCAACAAGCCACUCAAGCAUACAAUGGUCUUGCACGCCUCUAUCAACCAGUGCUGCGGAACAUCGAAAGCAAUCUGAUCAAGAUGAAGCAAGAUGGCUCUGUGAUCGUGCGGUGAAGGAAAGGGCAGUUUGCACAGAAAUUGUUGUACCAAAGAGUGUUGUGGAAGUGGAACAUUCAUGUAUACAGGUUUUUUAAAGUUACAUUCAUAUAAGAAACAAUUAUCAAAAUGUUGAUUUUAUUACCAAAAGAAAAGUUUUUUAUUUUUUGAAAGAGAAAAGUAUCAAAAUGUUGAUUUGAAGGCUUUUGUACAAUGAAUCAAUUUGAGUUACAUUUGUGACUAACCUAAUUGAUAAUGCGAAUUUCUACUUGUGGAA